Messenger RNA from Brassica napus (rape), 3200 nucleotides. Its product is annotated as ethylene-responsive transcription factor ERF021. NCBI's taxonomy places the organism in Eukaryota, Viridiplantae, Streptophyta, Magnoliopsida, Brassicales, Brassicaceae. Bases 2001 to 2549 code for a protein of 182 amino acids. Gene Ontology annotation, molecular function: DNA-binding transcription factor activity; DNA binding. The record is from RefSeq and is a predicted model, not a curated record. The transcript has a single exon. Gene Ontology annotation, biological process: regulation of DNA-templated transcription.
AAAACUCUUUAUAUUAUAUUUAAUUUAGCCAAACACAUAGAAGAGUCAUUUUUAUUAGUUUAUAAAAUCAGUUAGACAUGAAGUUUGUCUAUCUAUUUAGCUAUGAGUUGUUAUUUUCGGGUAUCAUUUUUUUUUGAAAUUAGGUCUCGUUUGAAUAUUAUAAAUUUAUGCGUGGGUUUUGAUUUGGGUCCUUAUGGGUCUGGAUGAGUUCGGUUCUGAUGUAUAGAAACCUAAAAAUAUAUAAAUAACAAAUGUAUCUGAAACAUGUUUAGAUAUUUGUACCAAAAAUAACUAUAUUACCCGAUUCGAUACAGGCCUUUGAAUACAAUUAAUUAUUUUAAGAUUCAUGCUAAUUAUGAAAAACAAAUAUUAAUGUAUAAAAAUGUAAGAAUCAAUACCAGCGCGGAAGCGCGGACCGGUCUCUGUACAUAAUUUAAAUCCAAAGUACCCGAAACUAACUAGCAAACGAAAGACAAGUAUAUUGUAAGAAUUUCACGUAAUCGAUAUCAAUUAUUACAGGGUGAGUUGAAUCCGUAAAAUCUAAUUUAGGCCUGGGCAUUUUACCCGGACCCGAAGACCCGAACCGGAACCGACCCGAAAAUACAGGUUCGGGUCCGGGUCCGGGUCCAUGCUAAGUACCUAUUGGGUUUUUUUUUUUGGACCCGCGGGUCUCGGUUCGGGUCCGGGUCCUGCCCGAGACCCGUUCGGGUACCCGAAGUACCCGCAAGUAAUUGUAUAUACUAGAUAUAUUUGGGUGAUUGGGUAUAUUUUUGGUAUUUUGGAUUUUUUUUAAAAGUUUUGGGUUUGGAUUUUCGGGUAUAAUUGUAGGUUUUUGGUGAAAUUUUAGAUUUUUAGAAAAUAUAAUUUGGGUAUUCGGGUAAAAUCCGGGUAUGUUUUGGAUUUUCGGAUCUGAUUUUGGAUAAAUUUUUGGGUAUUUUUGCGGUUCUUCGGGUAUUUUUAGAGUUUUCGGGUCUAUUUCGGGUCCUAAAUACCCGAACCGACCCGGAUCCGAAAUAUACCCGAAAAUUUUGGGUAUUUUACGGGUAUUGAAAUUAUAGACCCAAACCGACCCGGACCCGACAAGACCCGACCCGGAACCGACCCGAAAAGUUAUAGGUACCUACAUGGGUCUAAAUUGCUAGGACCCGAAGGACCCGAACCCGACCCGAAGACCCGGAUGCCCAUGCCUAAUCUAAUUGCAUAAGACUGCAUUUGUUUCGGAUUGAUCGAGUAAUCGACCGGGUUUUGGGUAGAAAACUUAACCGAACUGAUAGUCCCAGUUCUAGUUGUGAAAAAACAUUGGUUAAAUACACUUAUAUGUAACGGAUCCGAACCGGUUAGUUUUGAGUCGGUUUUAGUCCGGGUAUUUGGUUCUAGUAUUUAUGCCGAGACUGUAAUAAUUUGUUACCACACAAAAAAAAAACCAAUGUUUUUUUUUGUAAUUGACUUGGAAGAUUUUGAUCCAAUGAUCUUUGACAUUUGUUUGAGGAUAAAUCCACAUUUCCACCAACCCUUAGCAUCACAAAGUUAUGAAAUGGAUCAUCACAGGGUCCACAUGUGAUGCAAGAAAACCGCGUCUACUAUAGCAAAAUCCAAGUUCAUCCACUCUCUGUUUCUCUCUGCUCCUCUCUACUAGUCCCAUUUCUUCACUACACUUCUUUUUAAUUUUAAAACAAAAUCCAGAUUCUGCCUCCUUCCUUUAGAUACUCCUUAUUUAAUCACAAUAAUACUAUUUUAGUGAAUCUACAGUUUUCCUUUGAGAGAUAACACUUGUUAAACCCACAAACAACCUGUGUAGUUUCCUGGAAGCUACACUUUUAAACAAUUGAGAUAUAUUAUUAAACGUGUACAUGCUUUAUCUGCUGUUUAAGAUACUAAUCCACAUUUAUAAAUAACUGCUAGCAAUUGUUAACAUUCCAACAUCAGAAUCCAAUCAGUCCACAAUACAAAAAUAGCAAACAUUUUUAGAAAGAAAACUUACUUCUCUGUGUGGUUUGUUCAUGUCUGGUCAUAGUAAUUCCAAUAACAAUGCACGAAGUGAUGGACAAGCUGGUAUACCCUCUGCCUACAGAGGAGUCCGGAAGAGAAAAUGGGGCAAAUGGGUGUCAGAAAUCCGUGAACCAGGGACCAAGAACCAUAUCUGGCUAGGGAGUUUCGAGACUCCUGAAAUGGCCGCAACCGCCUAUGACGUGGCAGCAUUCCAUUUCAGGGGACGAGAGGCUCGUCUCAACUUCCCUGAACUCGCCAGCAGCCUGCCACGCCCUGUAGACUCUAGCUCAGACAGCGUUCGCAUGGCAGCUCAUGAGGCAGCACUCUGCCUCAGAACCGAACCAGUGGAGUCAGCCAUGCAAUUGGACACCUCAAGCUCCUCCAAUGCAGGUCCAACGAUGGUCAGACUCUCCCCCAGAGAAAUUCAAGCGAUCAACGAGUCAACUCUGGGAUCUCCUACCAUGAUGAUGCAUUCAACAUAUGAUUCAAUGGGGUUUGGCUAUGAUACGGGGAUGAAUGUGUGGGACACAUACCUAACUGACUCUCUUUGGGACCCUUAAUCCCAAACUCAUGGAGAGUUUCUACAUUUUAACAAUAAUUGGUUGCUUCCAGCUUAAGUCAAUUGCCUAGAAUGUUUAAUUAUUAGGGUUUAGUUUCCAGAGUCUAGCACGAGGGUUGUUGAUUCUGACGUUAUGGCAAGGAGGAAAGCUCAUCUGAGUUUUGGAGGGAAGGGCACAAUUGUAUUCUUCUAAAGGAACAAGAGAGCUUGAUGGGUCCCAAAUAUGGACCUCUUCACCAAUAUUUUUAAGCAUUAUUUGUCACUAGUAGACACAAAGCUUCUAUUUCAUAAGCUAUGUUAGAGAUUGUGAGGUGUGACUUAUUUUUUAUUUAUUUUUCCCAAUUGUUUGUUACCCCAUAUGCUUAUGUAAUUCGAUAUGAAACAUUGAUUUGAUUUGGUAUUAUGUUGUAUGGAUUUCUGAAAACUAUAAGAUUUUUUUAAUUAUUCUAACAAUACUUUUUCUAUCAACUUUCUUUCCUUACCGAACCACGACUAAUCUUAAGAAUUUUUGUUUAAAUUUCAUACUUGGAUUUUAAAUGGCGUUUGGCACUCAAUGACGAGGAAGGUGGACCGUUCGCCAUGGUGCAAAAAAAGCGACCACCAUGCAAAUGGACGACCUUUGUUUUGACAUCGCAGAAUAGAGGACUUUAAA